UCCAGCAACCUUGAGUAAUCAGUUUGCGGGCGUGCGCCGCGCCGCUCUUGACGGUGGGGAUAAAAAAAGCAAAACAAAACCAAAAACACACAUUUCAAUUAAUCACGUUGAAGGAACACGUGUGAAUCGAUUAUACACACACUAUGAUAUAAUAAUAUUGUAAAAAACAUUACUGAAUCUUGCGAAACAACGAUUGCGAUGAGUUUCGAUGAUGUAAACAGUGCGCAUGUGUCGACGGUUCAAACUCAGUUCAAUGUUGUGCGCGUUUUAAUUUUGUCGGUUUAUAUCUAUUAGUGUUGUGGGUGUGUUCUAUUUCUAUGCAGAUUUUUCUGUUAUCAUGAACGGAAGAUCAUGUCCUGGUUGAAUAUUCGACUGGAUCGAAAGAUGUCAUUAAAGCACUUAAUAUCUAUACGAUCUUUUCUCAUGAUAACCUUCAUUGUCUUUACACUGUCGAUGAUAUGUAUUCAAUUCGUAAAUAACAGCUUUAUUGAAUCUGAUUCAUUGGUCCAAGAAGUCAUAGAAAAUGUUGGAAGAGAUUUAAGAUACGCCGAUAUCUACAGGAGAGCUGACAAACUGUCGAAAAACCUUAAGUACAUGUUGAUUUGGUCUGGGGCAGAAGACGCCCCGUUAUCAUACUUUGGCGGUGGUCAAAGAAAAUUUCUUGAGAAAAACUGUACCAAUAUAAAUUGUUACGUCACAACAGAUAGGAAUUUCUUCAAUGGGGAUACGACGAAAUUUGACGCGAUCGCCUUUAAUGGCCGUACUAUUACAACAAUGGGGAAGUCUCAGCUUCCGAAACGUCGAUCACAUCACCAAAAAUUUAUUUACUUCAAUAUGGAAUCGGCUGAUAAUUACCCUUUAUGUUCAGCUUAUUUUGAUGAUUUCUUUAACUGGACAGCAACCUACAGAUUGGAUUCAGAUAUACCGCUUACUUACAUUCAAAUCAGGGAUAAUAAUGGAACAGUCGUUGGACCAAAGAAAGAUAUGAAGUGGGUAGAUAUGGGUUUUCUUGAAGAUGAAGAAUUAGAAUUGAGGAUGCAGAACAAAACCAAAGCAGUUGCCUGGUUCGUGUCGCACUGUAAAACGAGAAGUAAGAGAAAAGACUAUGCCAUCCAAUUGAAAAAAGCUUUGUAUUCAUUCGGUUUCUCUGUGGACAUAUAUGGUAAAUGUGGUCCUUUUAAGUGUCCAAGGCAUAAGGAGGAAACAUGUUUUUCACUUUUGGAAAGAGAUUACGCUUUUUAUCUCUCUUUCGAAAACUCUUUUGCCGAAGAUUACGUAACGGAGAAGAUACUUACUGCUUUACAGCAUACAACCGUACCAAUUGUGCGUGGUGGUGCCGAUUACUCCAGAUUUCUACCUCCUGGAUCUUACGUCGACGCCACUAAGGUCACACCCAAUGUUUUGGCUUCCGAGAUUGUUCACAUUAUGAUGAAUACAAAGUACUACAGUCAGUUCUUCAGAUGGUGGUCGCAUUACAGUUACAGAGACCCGUCUCAAUCGGAUCACAUUUGUGCAUUGUGUGAUGCACUUAACGAUGAAAGCAAAAGAGCAAAAACUAGUACUUACAAAAACUUUCGGAAAUGGUGGAACACUAACAAUAGGUGUAAAUAAAGAAAAAAUUGAUACCUCAAGAUUUACUUAAUCAAGUAAUAUUUUACCGUAGACUAGAUGGAUUCAGAGUAAAAAGCGUGGGGUGCAUUUGACUACAUUUCAUAUCUUCCUCUCAUAGAUAGUUGCCACUAGAAUGAUUUGAACAUUCAACAUCAAGCACCCCACGCUUUUUACUCUGAUUUAAAUUAUUUUGUUAAUGACUUAAAUUUUAUUAUAAUUUUAUUUUGAGGUGAUUAAAUAUGAAUAAUUGUUUGACCUUCUACAACUGUAAUAUAAUUUCUUUUUAAUUGAAAAUUAUUUUCUAUUUUAUUAGUUUGGUUAGCUAUAAAAGCGUGUUUUUUUAUUUAUUAUUAUGGAUUUAAUAUAUUUAUCAGGCAUCAGAGAGAGGGUAAAGGGUAUUAAAUUUCAUUUUGUUAAUUGUAAAAGAAAUUGCAGAUGAUUUUGGUACAGAUGAGGAUCUUACUCAGUUCUUAAACCUUCAGACCAUCCAAUCGAAUCGACCCGACUGUCGAGGGAAUUAAACUUCCUUUUGAGAGCGAGGUGCCAUCUAUUAGGUUUUCUUAAGAAAAUUCUAAUCAAUGGGUUCCAGUUUUGCAGUAUUGAAGAAUGGCCAUAAACUCCACUGUCGAUAGUAGUUAUCAAAUAAUCAUGUUUUUGACAAUAAGCAAUGUUGAAUUAUCACUUGAAAUGCAAGACACAUAUAGAUUAUAUAGACGAUAUUGUAGUUUGUGACAGCGCAUUUCUCAUUGCGGCCAAUACGUCUACUUGACUAUGCUAUGAGCUUUCAAUGUUGUUACCUCGUGUUCCCAAAGGAUGCCUCCUAUUUAAUUAUUGUAUAUAUAUCUAAUAUAACAAAAUAAAUGAAA
Messenger RNA from Danaus plexippus (monarch butterfly), 2477 nucleotides. Its product is annotated as alpha-(1,3)-fucosyltransferase C-like. Bases 352 to 1611 code for a protein of 419 amino acids. Gene Ontology annotation, cellular component: membrane. Gene Ontology annotation, molecular function: alpha-(1->3)-fucosyltransferase activity. The transcript is spliced from 3 exons. Lineage: Eukaryota; Metazoa; Arthropoda; Insecta; Lepidoptera; Nymphalidae. The record is from RefSeq and is a predicted model, not a curated record.